This is a messenger RNA of Eupeodes corollae, 3263 nucleotides long. It is a transcript of the gene Edc3, whose product is annotated as enhancer of mRNA-decapping protein 3. Gene Ontology annotation, cellular component: P-body. Gene Ontology annotation, molecular function: mRNA binding. The transcript is spliced from 7 exons. Gene Ontology annotation, biological process: deadenylation-independent decapping of nuclear-transcribed mRNA; P-body assembly. NCBI's taxonomy places the organism in Eukaryota, Metazoa, Arthropoda, Insecta, Diptera, Syrphidae. The record is from RefSeq and is a predicted model, not a curated record. The coding region runs from base 519 to 2324 and encodes 601 amino acids.
AUUGGAACUGUGUCAAAAAGUGUUGUGUUCGGAUGAGAAAGUGUAAAAUUAUUUAACCAAAGUAUUUCGUGCAAAUAAAUUGCAUUUAGCCCUUAAAAAGGCAUCAAAAAACAUUCACACCGAAAGCCUUUGCAAAUAUCUAACAAACAAUUACUCUUCCACCAUCCAAAAGUAGCUUUAUUCAGGUUUUCUUCAAGAAAAUUGUUAACAAGAAAAAAGAACCUUAUCCAUCUUCUCCUAACCAAAGUGUGAUUUGUGCGUGGUGUGGUGAAAAUCAAAAAAUCUUGGUACUACUGUCGUCGUAGUCGCUUUUCCCCUCUCUUAUUGCGUUUUAGAGCAAAAAUUUUAUUAAAAAAAAAAGAAAAAGAAAUAAUUCAUCUCUGUCUGAUCCAUCCUUGUUCUUGUUGUGGCCCUUGGCUCUUGCUUGUGACUCCAAAAAAAUUGUGGAGUUCCUUUAAAAUAUAUAUUAUUACCUGCAAAUAAAAAAGUUGCAAAUUCCUUGAGAAUUAUUGUGUAUUAUGGAUGAGGAUUGGAUUGGACGUGCUGUUUCAAUAAAAUGCGACGACAAGCUGGGCGUCUUCCAAGGCAUGAUCAAAGACAUCUGUGUCGAGCACAUAACCAUCAUACGUGCUUUCCGCAAUGGAGUCCCGUUGCGAAAGCAAGAUGCCGAAAUUACUCUAAGGGCACAAGAUAUCCUUGAUAUCAAGUUGAUACCGUCAUUCAACGGCCAAAGUACUGUAACGCCAACUGUGAUCAAUAAGCCAACGCCAGUGAAGCAGCCUAAUUUCGCCAGCGCCCCCACAUCAGCCGCCUUCGAAGGCAACAAUGGCCCUGUGAAUGGUGUUGGUAGUUUAAGAGAGAGCCAUUCGGCUCUGACCAAUAAAAUCUCGAAUAUGAAGAUUGCCAAUGGACAUAGAAAAACGCCAACGUCAGAGAGGUUUCCAAAAGCUCCCACCGUCAGUUCAAGCAAUAUGAAUGGCAUAACAUCCUUAAUAGGCGCUGCCAACGCUUCCACAUCAUCGUCAACAGUAACCAAUGGCACUACCAACACCAGAACGCCGCCAACAACUAACAGUGUAGCGCAAUUUUUUGGCAAUUUAAUACCACCGAAAGUAGAAGUACGCAUGGGAACCUCAUUUGCUGCAACAACCACACCAGAAAGUUUCGGCAGCAUGAGUAAACCCAUAGACAUAGUAAAUGCCAAUCGAUCAGCAUCGGUAAAUAAUAAUCCAAGUUGUUCUCUCAAUGGAAAUGGCAAUGGCAAUGGAAAUGGUAUUAUAGCUGCUACUGCUCCUGUUGGUGGAAAUGCAAACGGGGGGAAACUUAAUCGUGUUAAUUUUAAUAAACAACGAAAGAAAUGCCGUCGCGAAGGUAGUCUGAAACAGAAUCAGACCUUCGGAACGUCCGUCGAUGAUCCCAUUAUGAAUGAAGACUUCGAUUUCGAGGGAAAUCUAGCUUUGUUUGAUAAGCAGGCUUUGUGGGAUGUACUUGAGGCCGAACAGAAGCCAGACUUGGUUCGGCAGGCGGUUUCAGUGCAGGACAAGAAAUAUCGCCACGAUGAAAAUAUUUUAGAGGGAGCACCUUUACAGCUGCGUCAGAUUGAAACUAUGUUUGAUAAUUCUACAGAUUUUGUAACAGAUGAAGGUCUUAUUGUUCCAACUAUACCAAGCUUCGUACGCUUGAAGAUCGAACAGACUGCUGAAGCUUGUGGUUUGUCUAUUCAACGCCAAAAUGAUAUUUUGGCAAGAGGCACAACUGAUUUAGCCAUUCUCUUGCUGGGCGGGGCAAGAAGGCUAACGCCAAACAAUUGCCAUCAAUGGCCAACGAUUGCAAUUAUUUGUGACAAGUCAAAAAAUUUUAGAGUUAGCGAAAUUGGUGCUGCGACAGGACGUCAAUUGGCAUCACAUGGCCUCAAGGUUCUUCUUUAUUUGCAAGAAGAUCCAAGCAUUGAAAGAACCAGUACUGAAGUUUUACUUUUUAAGGCAACUGGCAACACAAUUGUUUACUCAGUUGAUGCUUUACCAACUCCUGAUCUUGUGAUAUUGUCGACUUGUUGUGAAAAUUUGUCGUCAAGUGUUACAAAAUGGUUGAAGGAAAACCGAGCUUCAAUUCUCGCUAUCGAUCCACCACGGAAUGGCAUUCGUGACGUACCAAUUAAGUACUCAAUACUCCCAACACUACCGCUCAAUGGCAUAUCAACGAACUGUGGCAAAUUGUAUCUUUGCAAUCUAGGAAUUCCAGAUAAAUUUUAUCGCGACGCUGGCAUCAAGUACAAAAGUCCAUUUGGACACAAAUUUGUGAUACCCAUUCACAUGAAGGACUGAAAUAGUUUUGACAAAAAAUUAAAAUAUGUUAACGAAAAGAAAAACAAACAAAAUUAGAAAUAUUUUCCACAAGCAAAACAAAAAACAAAAACAAAAUAAUAAAAGCACACACGCUCUCAUCCCUUAAACAAAAAACAAAAACAAAAAUUAACAAUCACUGCAUACAAAUUUAAAACAAAAUCUAUAGUCCAAUUUAUUUUUUAUCAAAAGAAGAAAAAAGAGAAAAUUGUUUUGAGUAUUUUUUUAAGUUUAAAUUUGAAUUUUUCUUCAUUUUUCAUAAAUUAAUAACUAAAAAAAAAAACAAGCAACAUUUUGUUGUAAUUUUUGUAUUUAUCUCUCUCUCUCUUUUUCUCUGUUGUAAAUCUAUCGUUUGACUAAUAAUAUUAUAUCCUUUAAUCCUUUUUAUUUUAUAUAAUUUUUCUUCUUGGCCAAAAUGCAUUUUAUAGAAUUGUAUAUUAUUGUUAAAUUAUUUAAGCUAAAGAGAGAUAAUUGAUUAUUUUUUCAACAUUAUUUUCUUUUAUUAAUUUUGUAUGUUUUCUUUAUUUUACCUCCUUUAAGUUUAUUUCAUGGAAAUCCUUUUUGUUUUUGUUCUGUUUUUUUUUUAUAUACUCACAUGCCUUUCUGACAAAAAGAAAAACAACAAAACACUCAUAAAUGUAAGCAUUUCCUGUUGAACAAAACAAAAACAAACCAAAAUUAAGAGAAAAAAUUUGUUAUUAAUAAUAACGUAUACAUUUUUGUACUAAAUAAUAUUUUGAAGAAAAGACAGAUGAAAAAAGAUUGUUAAUGAAUGUAUGUGAGAAGGUUUAUAAACAACAAAAAUAAUUACUUAAAAACAAACAACAAAACAAAAUCAAACAAAACCAAUCAAAUUUAAUAAAAAAAUAAAAACAAGACCUUCUCAUAUUGGAAACGAAAAGAAAAAAAUGUUUAAAUUUA